Anarrhichthys ocellatus (wolf-eel) is the source of this 2408-nucleotide messenger RNA. RefSeq names its product cyclin-dependent kinase 14. The record is from RefSeq and is a predicted model, not a curated record. Gene Ontology annotation, cellular component: nucleus; cytoplasm; cytosol. NCBI's taxonomy places the organism in Eukaryota, Metazoa, Chordata, Actinopteri, Perciformes, Anarhichadidae. Gene Ontology annotation, biological process: protein phosphorylation. Gene Ontology annotation, molecular function: cyclin-dependent protein serine/threonine kinase activity; cyclin binding; ATP binding. The annotation marks the transcript as partial. The transcript is spliced from 5 exons.
CCUACAAGCCCCAAGUUUGGAAAGGCUGAUUCCUAUGAGAAGCUGGAGAAACUGGGAGAGGGUUCAUAUGCUACAGUUUACAAAGGAAAGAGCAAGGUGAAUGGGAAACUGGUAGCUCUGAAGGUGAUUCGUCUGCAAGAGGAGGAAGGGACGCCCUUCACGGCCAUACGAGAAGCAUCUCUUCUGAAAGGCCUGAAGCAUUCCAACAUUGUGCUCCUCCAUGACAUCAUCCACACCAAGGAAACCCUGACUCUGGUCUUCGAAUAUGUGCACACAGACCUGUGUCAGUACAUGGACAAACACCCUGGAGGUCUCCAUCCAGACAAUGUGAAGCUGUUCCUGUUCCAGUUACUGAGAGGCCUGUCCUACAUCCACCAGAGGUACAUCCUUCACCGCGACCUGAAACCACAGAACCUGCUCAUCGGCGACACUGGAGAGCUGAAACUUGCUGACUUCGGUGAGUAGGCUGGAUGCUGAUGCUCUUUUUUUUCUGUGUAUCUGUUACAUGUAAGAGUGAAUAUCCCCUCUGUUCUACAGUUCUGAUAUCAUGUCAAAGGAAGCAGCGUGAUGAUAACACAAUCUCUGUUGAACUUCUCAGUACUCAUAUGGAGCCAUUUUGAUCAGAAUAAAUUGGCAUUUAUUGUUGUCAUUGUGUUUUUACAUCAGAAUCAAGUUGUAUUCUUAGUUAUUUUUUAUUUCUUAUUCAUCAGAUAUUUUAUAUUAUAUUUUAUAUUUUAUACACCACCGUAGCUUUAAAGAAACAGUGAAGUCCAGUGUUCUAAUCCUGUGUUCCUGUGUAAAUUGUUUAGUCAUCUCUUGCUCAAUAUCUUUUUUUGUAUCAAAAUCACUCUCGUUUCUCAAUUAAUUAUUUUUUGCAAUUACUUUUAGCCCAGUUGCCUGGAAAAGAAUGUUGGCAAUGUAUGUUUUUGUGCAAACCACGGAUACGUUGAAGGUUUAUUGGAUUUCAGCUGGCAAAAACAUUGUUUUCAUUUCCAUCCUCCUGAUCUAACAAAGCAGGUGAGGGUGAAGAGUUGUCUGCAGAUCCGUUUCUUGCUGCGCAUACAUAACAGGAUCACUUGAAGUGGACCAAUCUUUCAUCAUCUAUGUCUGUCAUGCAACUUGUGAACGAACCCAAGGCAGAUUAUUGAAAGUUGUGUCCAGCAUGUAGUCCGCCAUGUUCUAAGCAUCUACGAGGCAUCAAAAUCACCUCAAAGACACAGAUAUCGUGCUGACUGAUCCCAGAAUAAUGGGAUUCUUGGAGAAAGACCUGCCGUUUUGAAUGGCUUUUGUUGUACUGUUUGGCCCGUUUUUAUGAUCUGUUGGUCCAACCAUCUGUCCAACACUUUGGCCAAGAUGACAAAGUCUUGACAAUAAGGUGACCCCUUGACCUUUUAUUCACUUUGUCUUUCAUCGCAUGCCAGAAUUCCCACAUGUAUGCAAGACAUCAAAAUCAAUCAAAUCUAUUUUGUGUAGUGUUAGGAACCCCUCCUGAAGUGGCACCAUAUGGCUUGGAUCCAUGCAAUGUAAACACCGCCUACGUGGCCUGUCUGGCAUCAUUAGGAGCCAGACUAACUGGCAAUCCAGCCUUCUGUUCCAUCCAUCCAUCCAUCCAUCCAUCCAUACACAUCUAUCCAGUUUCAUAUCCCUUUUUCUAUUUCCUACCUGAUUCCUAACUCCCUCAGACCUUCCCUCCCCUUUACCAUCCAUCUCCUUACCCCUUCAUCCCUCUGCUAAGAUAGACUGGGGGAGGGAGAAGGUGGCAGCUUCAUCAAUAAUGCAAACCAUGUAUUGGUUCGGAAACAUUACUGCAACGGGAAUGAGAAGGAGAACAUAAUGGACAAAAUACCAAAUGAGCAAGAAUGAAAGUCCCUGGUCUAUUAGUCUGUCACUGGAACUCAUCAACAAACAUGCACAAAACACAGAAUCAGCCUUUGCCUGAGGGAUGCCAGAUGAGGAAGGUGUGUGUGUGUGUGUGUGUGUGUGUGUGUGUGUGUGUGUGUGUGAGAGAGAGAGAGAGAGAGAUUGUGUGGCUGCCAGGGCUCCCUGUGGUCCCGGGCCUUGGCAGCAGGAAUACUAACGGCCGACAGCUGAGGCCUGUGGCGCUGGUUGGGGUAAAUGAGAGAGAUGAAGGGCGAGUGUCAACAGAGGAGGGGCUGAGAGGUACAAUAAGAGGUGGCAGAACACAAGCUGUGCAGUGAAAUGAUGGAGUGUACAAAGAGGAAUAGAUAAGGGUUGGCUGUAAUGAAGACAUUUAUUAAGAUGGGUUAUGGGUGAACUGGAAAAUGAAAGUAGAUUAUAUUAGAUUAAAUAAAACUUAGUUUUCCCAGUCCUUGAUUUUCUUUCGUCCUUUGGCGCUCAUCAGUGCUUUUUCUUUGGCAGUAGGAGACUUUUCCCAUCCACCUCCUUAU